Molecule: messenger RNA, 828 nt
Organism: Caenorhabditis bovis
Lineage: Eukaryota; Metazoa; Nematoda; Chromadorea; Rhabditida; Rhabditidae
Source: the annotation of a GenBank genome assembly
AUGGAGACGGAUCAGAUGUGGAAGGAUCUUGUGGAUAUCGGAACAACAGUCACGAGAUCUCGUCGCGAUGCAUAUGAUAGCUACAAUGGUGCUCCUGCGCAUGACUUUGGAGCGCAGGCUCCAGGAGGUCCAGCUCCAACAGGAGGAUCGUGCCAGUGCCAGAGUGCUGCUGAAAACAAGUGCCAUCCAGGACCACCGGGACCAAAGGGAUCUCCCGGUUCUCCUGGUCCAAACGGUCUCCCAGGAGUUGACGGAAAACCUGGAGAAGAUGCUGAUGAUGUUGAGCCAGCUCCACAAGACACGGGCAUCUGCUUCUAUUGUAAGGCUGGUCCGCCAGGGCCUCCAGGACCACCAGGUCUUCCAGGACUUCGCGGAAUGAAGGGAGCCGAUGGAGCGCUUGGCAAACCUGGCCGUGACGGAAAUCCAGGUCAUCCAGGUGAGAUGGGAGCACAAGGACCACAAGGAAAACCGGGACCAGAAGGACGACCAGGAGAGAAGGGAGCCGAUGGACGGAAACCAAUCGGUAGACCCGGACCAAAGGGACAACGAGGAAAACAAGGCGAUCAAGGACCAAAGGGAGAUGCUGGACCAAACGGACCGCCAGGAGCUCCUGGACCAUCAGGACCAUCAGGAGGACCAGGCCCAGCAGGAGAGAAAGGACUUGAUGGACCACCAGGACCAGAAGGAAAGCAAGGACGUCCAGGACAGGAUGCAGAGUAUUGCAAAUGCCCAGACCGGGGAUCGAAGGGAGGUUCACUCGGUGGUCGCGGAGGCGGUGGUCACCACGGUGGAAGCUCAGGCGGUUACAAAGAGGGAUACAAAGCUUAA